CAGUGAACUUUAAAAUAUAAAUAAAAAAGACUAGUAAAAAUAAUAGCGUGUAUAAUGCCUCGAAUAAGUUCUAGUCUUGCGUGGGAUUUUUUUCAAAAACUCAACAAAGAAAAAGCAAAAUGCAAUAUUUGUGGUCAAGAAUACAGCUUCAAAACUACGACUGCGAAUUUAAAAACUCAUUUGAAGCGUAAACAUCGGCAUGCGUAUUCAAAUUUUUGUAUCGUGAAGUCAACGGCGAGGAACCCAGAACUGACUCGCAGCUCUUCAGUGGAGAAAGAUGAGUUUGAGGUGGAGGCGCUAGAAUCUGAAGAUGAUGAUGAUGAUGAUCCUCUUGUCAACAUGUGUAACACAGACGAGGAUGAGGAAAAACCGGCGUCGUUUCUCGAACCUCGGCCGAACAACCAACAUGACAACUUCGAGACACUAACAUCACCCAAGACCGUCCCCACCUGUAUUAAAACAGAGGAAUACCUCGUCUCCGAGUCGGUGCACACUAAUCAUAGAACAGGCUACGACGAAUAUGACCACUUUGGUCUAAUGUUAACGUCCAAAAUAAGAAAAAUAAAGAAUGUUGGCACUAGAGAAGAGCUUAUGAACGCCAUUCAAAAUUUAGCCUACAAAUUUUAUUUGAGAGAUAUGAAGAAUAACAGCAAAUAGUUAUCAUUCAUUUUAUAUGAUCUAGUUUUAGGAAACUUGUGAUUGUGAGUGUGACUGGUGGGCCUAAAUUGCUGACAGCGUGGGCUAUGGAGAAGUUGAAAAUAACUCUUAUGAACUGGAUGUUUACUGGGUUUCAGAAUUAUUAGACAAAUAAAUCAGCAUCUCAAGGUAGAAGUGACAACAAAUUAUUUACAAGAAAAAAAUUAUAUAGCGCAAAUGUUUGAUAUACUGUUAUGUUAAAAGUUAUCAAUCCGUUGUGCUGAGUAAAGUAAAACAACUUAAGGACGACUAAAUAUUCUAUAAGUAAUUAAGAGAUACUUACUUGAUAUUUUAAAGAAAACCAAGUUAGUUUCAAGAAGUUUAGUUCAUAAAACUGUUUAUCUCUCUUUUUUAGGGUUCCAUCCCAAGGGGUAAAAAUGGGACCAUA
Molecule: messenger RNA, 1084 nt
Organism: Aricia agestis (brown argus)
Lineage: Eukaryota; Metazoa; Arthropoda; Insecta; Lepidoptera; Lycaenidae
Exons: 2
Coding region: 55-657 (200 amino acids)
Molecular function (GO): DNA binding
Source: RefSeq, a predicted model, not a curated record